UCUCCCCACUCUAAAUUUAGCAAUCUCGCACACCCUCUUUCCCAAGUUUAGCAGAAAACCCAAAUGGGUUAAGAGAGAGAUUGUACUCUUUUCUUUUAAAAAAUAAAAUUUCAAAGAGAGAGAAAAAGAAAAACCCAUUAAGACUUUGGAAUUGAAAUCUGUGUUCUCUGUGUGUGUGUGUGUGUGUUUUGGUUUCUUUGAAGUUUCUUUUUUCUGGGUUUUGAUCAAUUGGAUAUUUGGAAAAAUGGGUAGGGGGAAGAUUGAGAUCAAGAGGAUUGAGAAUGCAAAUAGCAGGCAAGUCACAUUCUCUAAAAGACGCGCUGGACUGCUCAAGAAAGCUCAGGAAUUGGCUAUCCUUUGUGAUGCCGAGGUUGCUGUUAUUAUCUUCUCUAACACCGGCAAGCUUUUUGAGUUUUCUAGUUCUGGAAUGAAGCGAACACUCUCAAGAUACAACAAAUGUCUAGAUUCUCCUGAGACUGCUGUUGUAGAAUACAAGAUGGAGAAACAAGAUUCUAAGGAGGCGGAUGUUCUAAAAGAGGAAAUUGCAAAGCUACAAAAGAAGCAAUUACAUCUAUUGGGUAAGGACCUUACUGGCUUAACCCUGAGAGAAUUACAGCACCUAGAACAGCAACUAAAUGAUGGAUUGUUGUCAGUGAAGGAGAGGAAGGAGCAGUUACUCAUGGAGCAACUAGAGCAAUCAAGAGUACAGGAACAGCGUGCUGUAUUGGAAAAUGAAACCUUGCGCAGACAGGUUGAAGAGCUUCGAUGCCUAUUUCCACAAACAGAGUACCCAGUUCCAUCCUAUCUCGAAUACUACCCUAUUGAGAAGAGAAGUUCACUUGUAAACCAUGGUAUCUUGAAUACAGACUUGUCCUCCAAUUUUGCAGUUGAGAAAGGAGAUUCAGAUACCACAUUGCACUUGGGGCUGGCAAGUGAUGUUUAUCACAAGAAGAAGAUCCACGAGGGGGAAAUUCACUCCAGUGACUCGGGAAGCCAAUUGGGACUUCUGUGAUCGUUUUUUCAUUUGUAAUUUUUCUUGCACAGAAUCAACAGAACAGGAAUUUAGUACAGUUGAUUCAAGUUUAGCAGAGAUUGUUGAAAAAGUAACAUUAGCCAUUUUAGAAAAAUGUAGGAUCCAAAAGCAAUGCCAAAUUUAGAAAUGGAGAUGGUGUUUCUAUA
Messenger RNA from Ziziphus jujuba (common jujube), 1179 nucleotides. Its product is annotated as agamous-like MADS-box protein AGL15. Gene Ontology annotation, biological process: positive regulation of transcription by RNA polymerase II. The coding region runs from base 245 to 1012 and encodes 255 amino acids. The record is from RefSeq and is a predicted model, not a curated record. Gene Ontology annotation, molecular function: protein dimerization activity; RNA polymerase II cis-regulatory region sequence-specific DNA binding; DNA-binding transcription factor activity, RNA polymerase II-specific. The transcript has 8 exons. Lineage: Eukaryota; Viridiplantae; Streptophyta; Magnoliopsida; Rosales; Rhamnaceae. Gene Ontology annotation, cellular component: nucleus.